AUGGCGGACACAGUUGAAGAGACCAAGCAGUCUGUCUCCGGAGAGGGAAACGCGGAUGCCAACGCCUCGGUAGGCGCAAAGGGCAGUGCGGAAUCAUCGAGUAAGAAAACCGAAAGGAAGACGCCGAAGAAGCUGGGCGGAAAGAAGCCUCAACAGCAGCCCACUCCUGACGCCACUCCUGCCCCCGAAAGCGAUGGCGAAGGGAAAGCUGAGCAAGAGGACGCAGAAUCCAAGAAGCAAACCAACGGCGGCGACGCUGACAACGAAUCCGACGAACCCCAACAAGAGAAGUCAAAGUCGCAAUCGAGACGCCGCCAGUCGCGUGGCCGUGGCCGACGGGGCGCAGACUCCGGUGCCGAGUCUGAUGCGCGAUCCGACGUGUCCCAAUCUGGAGGCCGUCGCAACCGCCAGCGCCAAAAGAAGGGCGGCAAGGGCGGAGGUCCGCUAGACGACAUCACCGAGAACGUCCCUGGAGGCGAUGCCGUUGGUGGAGCCGGCGAAAUGGUCCAAAACACUGCUGGUAACGCCGUCAACCAAGUUGGCGACACCGCUGGCAAGGCUCUCGGAGGUCUCACUGGCGGCGGCGGCGGUGAAGAGGAGGGUGGAAAGGACGGAGGUGAGCAGCUGAGGCUGCGCCUGGAACUCAACCUCGACAUUGAGAUCCAGUUGAAGGCCAAGAUCCACGGUGAUCUCACGCUUGGAUUGCUGUAA
Alternaria ethzedia is the source of this 711-nucleotide messenger RNA. RefSeq lists its product as uncharacterized. Bases 1 to 711 code for a protein of 236 amino acids. The record is from RefSeq and is a predicted model, not a curated record. The transcript has a single exon. Lineage: Eukaryota; Fungi; Ascomycota; Dothideomycetes; Pleosporales; Pleosporaceae.